AUGAAGAUCUUCUCAUCAACAUACGAGUUUGACUACUCAUGGGAAGAAGUCACGACAAACAAUUGGCGGAAAUACUGCCCGUGGAACGAUAAAGCCUCCCAUGUCCUAGGUGUGGACACACUAUCUCGCCAUAUCGAUGCCGCCACCGGAAUUCUACGUACGGAAAGGUUGAUCACAUGCAGACAGACUGCUCCCCAGUGGGUUUUGACCCUGUUGGGCGGAGAUACGACAAGCUAUGUGUAUGAGGUGUCUUAUGUAGAUCCCACCACGAAAAAAGUCACUAUGGUUAGCACCAAUAUGACAUGGUCCAACUUGCUACAAUGUCGAGAAACGGUGGUGUAUCAACCUUCAUCUUCGGACGUUCAUGGAAAGACAGAGUUCAAACAAGAAGCUAAAAUCAUUGCCCUCUGCGGUGGGUGGCAAAAGAUCCGGACCAAGAUCGAAGAAGCCAGUGUUGAACGAUUCCGGGAAAACGCAGCACGAGGACGGGAGGGGUUUGAAAUGGUCCUCGAAAUGUCCCGAAGAGUGUUUGGUGAAGAACGUGAAAAGAUCAAGCUCGGACAACCUAUCACCAUCUGA
Exophiala bonariae is the source of this 579-nucleotide messenger RNA. RefSeq lists its product as uncharacterized. Gene Ontology annotation, cellular component: mitochondrial intermembrane space. Gene Ontology annotation, molecular function: phosphatidic acid transfer activity. The record is from RefSeq and is a predicted model, not a curated record. NCBI's taxonomy places the organism in Eukaryota, Fungi, Ascomycota, Eurotiomycetes, Chaetothyriales, Herpotrichiellaceae. Gene Ontology annotation, biological process: phospholipid transport. The transcript has a single exon. Bases 1 to 579 code for a protein of 192 amino acids.